Molecule: messenger RNA, 1745 nt
Organism: Phytophthora nicotianae INRA-310
Lineage: Eukaryota; Oomycota; Peronosporomycetes; Peronosporales; Peronosporaceae
Exons: 1
Coding region: 229-1647 (472 amino acids)
Biological process (GO): proteolysis
Molecular function (GO): aspartic-type endopeptidase activity
Source: RefSeq, a predicted model, not a curated record
CGACGAGCAAAAUGCACGACAUAGAGAAAAUCAAGGUCACGGCACCAAGAGCACUCUGACAUCAAGCUCAGCUCAGCUGUCAGUGCAAGGUGCGAUUUCUGUCGCAGAGUCUGCCGACCGACCCUUUAUAACGCUUUUCCAUUCCUUAAAAGUGGACACGAGUCGGGUAAAUCAACAGGCUUCUGGGUUGACUUCUCAUUUAGACGCGUGACCGGCGGACCGUUGACCAUGACGUCCAAUGCGGUGGCCAAGGUGCCGAUGCGGCGAGGCCAGACGCUCUGGACGCACUCGCGUCGUCUCGUAAGCAGCGCCAGCAACUCGAACGCCGUGGACAUGGAGAACUACCAGGGCACCAUCUACUUCGCCGACAUCGUGGUGGACGGCACCACCUUCGUCGUGCAGGUGGACACGGGCUCGUCGGACUUGUGGAUCUCUUGCUACUACCUCAGCGGCUCCACGUGCGAGUCUACGUGUCCAUCCGACGCAGAAACGAUCUCCUAUGGCUCCGGCGACGUCUGUGUGGAAGGCCAAUCGGCCGAUAUCAAGUUUGGCAACAUCGCAGUGUCCAAUUACGUGGUGGGAGUGGCGCAGGGCUCGACUGUGAACCCCAGCAGCUCCACUUCGCUGCUUGCAGGUGACGCUCAGGGUCUCUUUGGGCUCGCCUACAGCUCACUAGCAACACUACCGUCGCCUGGUGGCCAGUUUAUUGACUACGUCACGAGCUUCUCGAUGUAUUUGACGCAAGAGGACAAUUCAGACGGCAGCUUCUUGCUGUUGAACGGCGUGGAUGACGCUCUAAUCUCCUCCAACGGCCUUGUACCGUACACAGUCAACCUCAAGUCGUCAACUCCAACACAUUGGACAAUCGGCAUGACGGCAAUGCAGAUUGGCAACAACACAGCCGUGUUCCCAUGUUCCACAGCGAGUAGUGGGAGUUGUGACAGUAUCGUGGACUCGGGCACUUCUCUACUGGCAAUGCCCAGUUCAGUCUACUCAGAUUUUGUGUCGACAUAUCUUUCAAGCUGCCAAUUGUACCAAUCCGGAUCACAAAUUUACAUGUGCUCAAGUGACAUCGAUUUGCCUCGGCUGGCACUAACAUUCGGAGACGUGACUUUUUACUUGGAAAAAGAGGACUAUAUUAUCAAUCUGGGCGGUAAUAUGGUCGUCGUGGAAGUACAGGCGACGUCGAGUAGUAGUGGCUCGUACGCUAACACAUGGAUCAUCGGCGAGACGUUCUUGAAGGUGUUUUAUACAAGCUACAACGUCAACGAGUCGGUGACGUUCUAUUGUGUCGAGAACAGCACGUGUACACCUGGUUCCCAGGCGGUAUCUUUGCCGGCAUCCUCGGAUUCUUCGGGCGACAACACUGGCGGUAACGGGUAUGGAGGUGGCAGUGGCGGUGUCUCGGGCAUUACGUUCGGCGAUGACGGUAACAGCCACCUCACGACGAUCCUGGCGAUCGUGUUGGGCGUUCUCGGCUUCUUCUUCAUUAUCGCAGUCGUAACUUAUCUAUUCCGCUGCCUCUGCAGACGCAGACGAGCAUAUCGACACGAGCAAUCGCUGCAGCCAGUAUUGGUCGUACCUGGUGGCUACUACCAGCCGCAGCCUGCCAUCCAGCCUUCGCAAGGAUAUUACGCUCAACACUAAUUUUUGAAAAAAAAAUAUAAAGUAGCUUCAGCUUUCUAAAAACAAGAGAAGAAUUUGUAUUGAUACAGAGUUCAAAAUAUAUUCUCAUCUUUUCAGAA